CCUGCGCCGAGCCGCGCGGCCCGCCCUGCACCGGGGAAACCGGGGCCGGGGCGCCCUGCACCGGGGCGCUGAGCCUGCUUUGGGCCGAGGUGCCCUGCGCCCAAGGUGUGAUCCCGCCCUGCACCGGAGCGCCUUGCACCGCGGUGCCCUGAACCCGAGCUCUGAUCGCGCCCUACACCCGGAGCGCCGAUCCCGCCCGCCGCGGGGUCCCGAUCCCGCAGGAUGCUGAACGUGCCGCCGCCGCAGCCCUUCCCCGCGCCCGGCUCCCAGCAGCGAGCGGCUGCCGGCGGCCGCAGCAAGGUACCUCUAAAACCAGGAAGGAGUCUUAUGGAUUGGAUUCGACUAACUAAAAGUGGGAAGGACUUGACUGGUUUAAAAGGAAAGUUAAUUGAAGUGACUGAAGAUGAGCUUGCUAAGCACAACAAAAAGGAGGACUGCUGGAUAUGUAUAAGAGGAUUUGUGUAUAAUGUCACACCAUACAUGGAAUAUCAUCCCGGUGGUGAGGAUGAGCUAAUGAAAGCAGCAGGAACUGAUGGUACAGAUCUCUUUGAUCAGGUUCAUCGCUGGGUCAAUUAUGAAUCGAUGCUGAAGGAAUGUCUUGUUGGGAGAAUGGCUGUCAAGCCUAUUGCUGCUCCAAAAGAGAUUUCUUCUACUCUAUCUGAAGAAAAGAAACAGCUUAAUGGUAUGCUUCCUGAGAAGAAAGUACUGGGUGCUUCUGCUAAAGAUAUAACUCCAAGUUAUGACUGGUUCCAAACAGAGAGUUUGAUCACCAUUGUUGUAUAUACUAAACAGAAGGAUAUGAAUGCAGAGUUGGUGAUAGUUGACUGUCAAGACAAACGAUUAAGGGGAGAGAUCAUUGUGGGUGACCACUCAUACCUUGUAGAAAUUGACUUGGAUCAUGCAGUUCAAGAAGACUUGACUGUGAAUAUUGCUGAAAAAGUUGGGAAAGUAGAGAUUAUCUUAAAGAAAAAGGAUAAAACUCAUUGGAAAAUGCUGGGACAGCCCUUAGAGGGUCACAAUACUUUUAUCAGACAAGUGGACAGAGGACUGUUCUACAGAAAAUGCAAGUUGGUUUCUAAGACAGAAGUUACCCAUGACACCAAACUCUUCUGCUUACUGUUACCUAAGAGCACUCAUCUCCAGAUUCCCACUGGACAACAUAUUUACCUCAAACAAAUCAUUGCAGGGACAGAGAUAGUAAAACCAUACACACCUGUAUUGCCUUUUUUGCCACUGGAUUUCAAAGAACCAUCUUGCCCUGAUGGUGCACAUAUAUAUUUAAUGAUUAAAAUUUAUUCCUGCGGACUGUUCACGCAGGCACUUGACCAUCUACAAAUUGGAGACUAUAUUUCUGUCAGCAAUCCUGAAGGUAACUUGAAGAAGUCAAAAGUUCAAACUGCAGAAGAACUCUUCUUAUUGGCAGCAGGCACAGGGUUCACGCCAAUGGUUAAACUGCUGAAUUUUGCUCUGACUGAAGUUAGUUGCCUCCGGGCAGUGAAGCUGAUAUUUUUCAACAAAACUGAAGAAGACAUACUGUGGAGGAACCGAUUGGAGCAAUUAGCUCUUAAAGAUGAGAGGUUUGAGGUUCAAUUCAUUCUUUCACAACCAACAAAGGACUGGGCGGGUAGACAGGGGAAGAUUUCUUCAUCUCUUCUUUCUGAGUUUGUGAAAAGAAGCAGAAAAGACUCCAAAGUGCUUAUCUGCAUCUGUGGCCCAACACCUUUUACAGAACAAGGAGUACAAUAUCUGAAGGAUCUUGGCUAUUCCCUAGAAGAGAUACACGCUUUUACUGCAUAAACCCACCUAUGGAUAUCUAUGUUUGUUUGUAUAAGUCAAUCUUAUUUAUUUAUCUUCAUGAAUUUAAAUAAGUGUGAAGCAAUUUUGUAAGACUUGAAAUUUCACUCUUGGUACCAAACUGUUUCUGGGGAGAAAUACAUCUUUGAAAAAAUUUUAUACUGUGUUUUAUCUUGGUUUUGUAAAUACUUUUGCUAAUACUUAAGUCAUCCAGGGUAUUAAUUUAUUGUAGAGACAAGCAAAAAUGUGUAAUACACAUUAUAUAAGAUAUUUCAUGUUGUUGAUUUAUGAGAAUUCUUAAAUUUGUGACAAGCACUGAUUUAUUUAGGUUUUGACUUGAAAAAGCUUAUUGUUUCUUACUGUAAAAAGUCUUAAGAGCAAUACUGUCUGAAAUUAAAUAUUGCACUGUAACUCAGGUAACCGGUCAUUGAAAAAUAUUCUUUUUCAUCUGAUAUCUCUGUUUGAUUUGCAAGUGAUCCAGAUACACUUUUGGCUUUGUAAACAAAGAAUAAAAGUACCUUUGGUAAAAUACAAAAUUUACAUGAAAUAAUAAAGAAAUAAUAAUUUUACAAUACUUCAUACAUUUUUGUAAAUUGUUUGUAUUUUCAGUUUAUAAUGUGGUACAGAAGGGUUUGCACAAGCUUAAAACACCAGCUGAGAAUUUAGAACAGAAGCACUGAGUCUUGGUCUCCCACAAAACUUUCUGUGAGACCUCACUGUUAUCAGGCAUCCCUCAUCAUGAGACAUUCUAGAGGUAAAAUAUGACAGAUUGUGGCCUGCAGAUAUCAGGGUAAAGACCUUAGAAUUACCUAAAAAGUUAUUGACAGGUUGCGGUAGUAUUAAAUGAGGUUAUUUGCAUUGGUGAGAUUUUUUUACUCCAUUAUUAAAAGGAUGUUAACAUGAAGCGGUAAUCUAAAACUAGUUUACUAAUAGUUUGGAGAAAGAAGCAGCAAAACAGAUGCCCUCUGCUUCUAGAUGUUGUCAAUAGUAUCUGUAGGCAUUGUUUUGAAUGACAUCAACUACUCUUUGCAUACUCCUGUUGUGUUGAAUGGGUAUUUCUUCCUCCUAAGAAGCCAGAUUUGCAGUUGUGGUGUUCAUGCUUCAGCAUUCAUGAAAAAUAUUGUAAAAAUACCUUUUAAAAAGGUCAAGUUGCUAUCAGAGAGUGACUGGCUAUGCUAAACUAAGCUGUUGUCUCUUCAGAGGCCUCUUGUUUAUUAGACCAGAAGUCAGAAAAGGAUCCAGUUGUCAGUCAUUCCCAUAGGUCCUAAGUUAUUUCAGAAGAGACAGUGGUAGUGUCAUCGUUUUGUUAUAUAGAAAGAUCUAAAUGUUUUCAGUUACAAUUUUGAAAUGCAUUAUUUGUGGAGAUUUAUAGUAGAAAGCUCUGAACAUUGUUCUCUUCUGCUAAGCAGAAACAAUAAAACAUUAUAAAACAUUCAUUGAAUUUUACCAUUUUUUCUGUCACAAACCCAAGAUUACUGUGGUGACUUAAAAAAUUACAUUUUGGUGUUAAUGACUAAACCUUACAUCUUCCAUAGGACACUGAGGAAUUCCUCAUGUUUCCAAUCACCUGAGAUCUGACGUGGUGGUCUCUUGUGUAGAAGAAUUUAAUUAAUUGCCUCCCUCUCAGGCUUUUUGGUUUUAACAGGUUACUUUGCCAAUAUCCUGCCCUUUGUGUUUUGAUCAUCCUUACCUACCUUUAUCCAGAAGGACGAAAGGAAGUGUGUUGGAUAAGUAGCUGUUGUGACACAGAGUAUCAAUGGCUUUGGCCUAGUUGGUUCUAGUACAGUAGGUGUAGAAGCUUCUGCAGUCAGUGUGCAUCCUCUUUGGUUUCUGACAGUCUGUUUCCAGUCUAGAGUGCUAAUGGUAAUUGCUGCUGACAGUUGCAGCUUGGAGGAAGUUGUGCUCUUGGAGACUUUUGUGGUUCUGAAGUGAGGAAGACCCUAAUGUGUGUCUCAUCCUGUAAGGGGAGAGGAGUUUAAAAUUCUUAUAGAAUAAUUUAGGUUGGAAGGGACCUUAAAGAUCAUCCAGUUCCAACCCCCUGCCACGGGCAGAGACACUUCCCACCAGACCAGGCCUUCCUUUAAUCAAUCCUUUGUCUCAGACAAUUCAAGUCCCUGUUCUCUUUGAGGGCUCCUACAAUUGAUUACAUUCGUGUCCUAAAGUAUGUGGAUCUUAAAUACCGUAAAUAUAAAGCAAGAAAAGCAACUAACCUGGUCAAUGUGGUUGCAAGUUCAACAAGGCACUGAGUGCAGAGGUGUUCUGCUGUGAAUGUGCUUCCAGGUCACAUCUUCAUGGAGUUGGAGGAAACAUCCUGCAUCUUGGUCUGCAUCUGUCCACAUGGAAGAGAGAAUUCUGUUUCCAGGGCUUGUUGAAACUCUAUUUUUCCUGGAAAUAUUAAUAAUCAAAAACUUCAGUAAUACUGAGAAGCUGAUGUUACUGAUGAGAAGCAAAAGAUGACCAUGCUGUGCAAGAGAGACAUCCUUGGAGGUCUCAGUAUCCAAAUGUUUUAUCGUUGAAAACAUUUGUAGUGGUAUCUAGUUCUCAGCAAGUACCUAAGGUUAUCUUGCAACUUCUGCUGGUUAUAGAAUCAUAGAAUCAUGGAAUAGUUUGGAUUGGAAGUGACCUAAAUGAUCAUCUAGUUCCAAUCCCCCCUACCGUGGGCCGGGACACGUCCCACUAGACCAGGCUGCCCAAGGCCCCAUUCAACCAUAUUCUAUGGGGUUUUUUUUUACCAAGGAAGAGAUGGAUACUUUCUAGAAGUUAAAAUAAUACGUGCAUCAACUAUUUGUCAUUGCUGUUUCCCUGGCUAGAUUGUCAGCUUAUUAUGGUAAGCUUUGCAGAAUUUGCACAUCUCUGGGGAUGGGAAAUAUUAAUUUCCUUAAGAAUAUGGGGGGUUUGUCCUGUACUGGUACACCUUUCAGUUCAUUAUCAUUAGUUCAGUGACUUGCCUUGUUGAAAUUUAAUGGAUCUUCCUAUAAUCUUUCAGUUGGUUCAAAUUACUUUUACAGUAAGUUUGUGCUAAGCAAAAUUAUACACCGCCCAGCUUCUAUUGAAACUGGCCUGCAGGUUCAGAGUUGUUAGAAGGGAAGAGGAAAGAGGGAAUAGGCUCUGAAGUGCUGUGCAGAGACUGACCAGAAAAGAGCUACAUUUUCCUAGGAAAUAGGACUAAAAGUAGAAAAUGACAUCGGAAGAACAUUGUUGUAUUAUCUGGGUAAUGUCAGAUAAACGCUCUCUUGAACUCACACUCUGUACUGUCUCUGGAUGAUAGUUCACCAAAAAACAAACUCUUUAAUUUUAUGAAAGGAAAUUUGAAACAUUUAUCAAAAGACAUGGUCCUAAUUACUGUGUUGUCAGGAUCAAACAGGGACCGUGUGUGAAAAAUCAUUUAUGGGGGAAAAAGGGACAUGUGGAGUCUCCCAGCUCUUUGUUUGGAACAUAUUCUUGGGUAAACUGUUCAUGUAAUUUUUAUGUUUACAGCUCUAUGUACACAUUUUGUGUAAUUAAAACAGUAGCUUGAAGUAAAUACUUGAGUAUAGUAUAUUAGUAAGUCUGCCAAAUGACUCUUCAUAAAAUAUUUGUUUGUCCACACAUGAGAAACAUGAAAAACACAAUAGUUAAUACAGUGUUUGUAUUUAAUUCUGUUAUUGAAGACCUUGAAGACUGAAAUCCCAAUUAUACAUUGUAAUCCAUUAGUAAGGAUGCUUUAUAGCUGCUGCUGCAUGCUGCUGAUAAUGAGAGAGGAUGAUAAAUUAUAACAAUUAUUUUCCAGUUAUAUUUUUAAAAAACUCCGCUUCUUGGGGUUUGUUGCCUUUAGGAAAUGUGAGGAGGACCAUUGCUUAUAGGAAAAUCCAAUUUGCGCACGUAUCAGUUCUAGUUCUGAAUACUUACAUAUUCAAAGACUGAUUAAAACAAGCUCAGAGGAGCCAAUGUGGUGUAGUUGAUCAUUUCUCUGCUGCUGCACAAGGAGAUAUUUGUGUGUUCAUUAGGAGAGAACUGUUUGUAGAAAGCAUACUUAAUAAAACCACACAGUAAAUAAAAGGAAUUUGAAAGACGUGAUUAUUCAGUUGGGUCUUCAUUAACAACAAGGAGAAAAACAUUCUAGGGUUUU
Molecule: messenger RNA, 5902 nt
Organism: Cuculus canorus (common cuckoo)
Lineage: Eukaryota; Metazoa; Chordata; Aves; Cuculiformes; Cuculidae
Product: cytochrome b5 reductase 4
Exons: 16
Coding region: 223-1797 (524 amino acids)
Biological process (GO): superoxide metabolic process; generation of precursor metabolites and energy
Cellular component (GO): endoplasmic reticulum
Molecular function (GO): oxidoreductase activity; heme binding
Source: RefSeq, a predicted model, not a curated record